AUGGGCUGUGGCGGCAGCUGCUCAUGCACGGCUAUGCAACCUGUCUCCUGGAGUGCUCGGAAGCCUGUGCGCGUCAGUCCAGAAGGUGCCGUACACGCUCCAGGCCAAGCCAUUGACAACCUCUAUGUCAAAGAGCUCAACCUGUAUCUUCAAAAGAUACACAGAAAGCCGGAGAAGUUCAAGAUGGCUGUCCACAUGCGCAAAAUCGAGGCAUGCUUAAGUGAGUGCAGUUCAGAGAACUCAAACCACAAGUCCAAGCGCGGGGAUGAAACCUGUUAUGAUGCAGCUUGGCUCUCCGUCCUUACCGAUGAGAUCAAAGACUGA
This is a messenger RNA of Symbiodinium necroappetens, 324 nucleotides long. The record is from the annotation of a GenBank genome assembly. NCBI's taxonomy places the organism in Eukaryota, Dinophyceae, Suessiales, Symbiodiniaceae.